Solea solea (common sole) is the source of this 2604-nucleotide messenger RNA. RefSeq names its product rho GDP-dissociation inhibitor 1-like. The record is from RefSeq and is a predicted model, not a curated record. Gene Ontology annotation, biological process: Rho protein signal transduction. Lineage: Eukaryota; Metazoa; Chordata; Actinopteri; Pleuronectiformes; Soleidae. Bases 128 to 751 code for a protein of 207 amino acids. Gene Ontology annotation, cellular component: membrane; cytosol; cytoplasm. Gene Ontology annotation, molecular function: Rho GDP-dissociation inhibitor activity; protein binding. The transcript has 6 exons.
CGUGUCGCGCGCGGAGUGAACGGGGGUGCGCCGCUCCCUUAUUCGCCAUAGUUGCACAGCAGCGGCAGAGUACCGGACAGUGACUGCGGAGGCACCUGGACUCACUACAACAUUUAACAUUAAAGACAUGGCUGAGGAUGACGAGGUGACUCCCGAGCAGCUAGCAGCCAUCGCCGCCGAAAAUGAGGAACCAGAGUCGGUGAACUACAGGCCUCCUGCCCAGAAGUCGUUGAAAGAGAUCCAGGAGCUGGACAAGGACGACGAGAGCCUGCGCAAAUAUAAGGAAACUCUGCUCGGCGCUGACGUCGCUGAGACUGAUCCCACUGGUUCGCAGUGUUCCCAUGUCCAGGUGACCCGGAUGACUCUGUUGUGUGAGGCCGCUCCUAACCCCCUGGUCCUGGACCUGCAAGGAGACCUGGAAGCCUUUAAAAAGCAGGCAUUUGUUCUGAAGGAGGGAGUUGAAUACAAAAUAAAGAUCAACUUUAAGGUGAACAGGGAGAUUGUUUCAGGUCUGAAGUAUGUGCAGCACAUGUUCAGGAAAGGAAUGAGGAUCGAUAAGUCGGACUACAUGGUGGGCAGCUACGGGCCUCGUUCGGCCGAGUACGAGUUCCUGACCACGGUGGAGGAGGCUCCUAAAGGCACACUGGCCCGCGGCAACUACAACAUCAAGUCCAAGUUCACCGACGACGACCAGCACGACCACCUGUCCUGGGAGUGGAACCUCAACGUCAAGAAAGACUGGAAAGACUAAAAGAAAAGAAAAGAGGCCUCUGUGUUUUGGCCACCGCGCUCAUUCCGCCUCCACCUCUCCAUCGCACCCCCCCCCCCAGCCCACCAACCCCUGCUCUGCGUUCACCAUUUCCAGCCUUGUUUUGUUUUUACACGGUCGUGCACUUUUCAUGCCUUAUUUCCCGCUUCGUUGUCAGCACUGGCAGCAGCAACAGUAGCAGCAGCAGCAACCCCCACCCCCCCCAUAGUCUCUGUACCUGCCUGAUACAGCACCGCUUUCCACUAACCUGCAACCCCACUCCCACCCUGCGCUGUCAUGUAGCACCUUAUCUCCUCACGCCUUUGCCUCCUUUUUUUUUUUUUUAAUUUCCUCCCACUUUUUCCCGCUGCUUAAAGAGAUUACCCUCCCCCCCCCCCCCCGCCUUUCCAGAAUGGUGUCUUCCUCUCUCAGUAUCAAGUACAUGUGGAAACGCUACUGUACAAUCAACUUUUCUUUGCCUUUUUUUAUAUAUAUAUAUGUAUUAUAUAUAUGAUUGUAUCAAUUGUCGUGUGACGUGACUGUAUUCACUUCACUGUUUAAUCAGCUGCUGUGUUCAUGGCAGACCCCACCAUGUCCAACCACCCCGACCCCCCCCCCUUCGACCCCCGCUGCUGCAUCCAACAUUCCUUUGCUUGCUGUUUGUUUACCAAAACUUGCCUUGGAAAACAAAAACAAAGAAAGAAUUCAGAGCUGCGUCUCCCUCUUAUUUUCCCCGAAAGACCUCGUUCAGACCUCGUAUUAACAUCCAUCGUGAUCGAGAUAAGUUUGGGUUCUAUACUACGAGAAUGAGUCCACAUUCUUGAGCGUGUUUGAAUGAAAGCCGACCUCGGGAUGGAUGAGAGACCUGAUCUGAUGUGGUCUCGCAGUUUACACUAUGAACACUAAUCUUACUUUAUGUUACAGCAACGCGAGAAGAGCUUCGAUUCACUUGAGGUUUUCCUCGGCACAAAUGUGAAAAAAAACCUUGAUUUUGUUCUUGCAAAAACGGUCAUGACGUCCGUCUGCAUUUGAAUAAAGGACAGGAGGAAACCAGUUGUGGUCCAAUACCAGGAGUGAUCUCUAGAGGACCAUCUCCUCCGCCAUGGUUUCACAACAUUUUUACACUAUGAACACUAAUCUUAUUUUAUGUUACAGCGGCGCGAGAAGAGCCUUGACUCACUUGACACGCGUGCAGUCCGACGUGUUAAAAACUUGACCGUCUCCUUCGCUGAAGUCCUCUGAUCCGACGCGGUUUCGCAGCGUUUCUUAUUUAUUCUUACAAUCUUAUUUCAUGUUACAGCAGCGCGAGUAGUAAUCGACUCGUUUAAAAACGUGCUUUUAUUUCCGCAGGCGCAGUGUGGUCACAGGAGACGCGGUUAAACACCAGGAGUGAAACAGUCUGUAUGCGAAGGGAUCUCUGAGGUCUGAACGGGGUCUCAAAGCGAGGGACCCGGGGCCAAAGUGAACACGGGAGUGAAAAGGAUAAGGGUCGCUGCCUUAUUGUAUCGACUGCUUCUUCUCUUGUGACGAGAGCUCGCCUUCUGUGCAUGAGCGGCGCUUCCUGUCGAGUACUCUGUAUAUCAAAAGGGCUUAUUUCUCUCGCUACCACGUCACCUGUAGCCCGGUUGUAGUGGAGAUUUGUUUAUACAGGUUACUCAGAUACAGCUCUGCACAUACUCACCGCCCCCGAAACUAAAGCACCUCAUAACUGCAGGAGAAUGUACGGAAGUGUAUCGUGUUCGCCUUAAACAAAAAAUGUGGCUGUUUUUUUGAAUUAAUGAGAUUCUUUCUUUCUUUCUUUCUUGACUGCACCACUGGAAGCAAACGUGUCCCAGUUCAACUUUUCUUUCCAAUUU